GUGUGUGUGUGUGCACUGGGAACUGAACCCUGGUCCUCUGGAAGAGCAGUCUCUCCAAUGACAAGUUUUUUCUGUGACCUAUGGUCUUCUUGAAUUGCUUGCAUCUGCUCAACACCUGCUUAGUUCAAAUGUCUUCUAACCUGUGAUUGGUCUAAUGUAGGUCCUGUUACUUUUAGCCUUAUCACCCUUUCCUAUUAAAGUAUAAAGCAGAUUUUCAUGACUUUUAUAAAGACUUCCAAUUUUCUACUUUUUAAAAUGUUAUUUAUUUUAUGUGCAGUGGUGUUUUGCCUGUGUGUGUGUCUGUGUACCACAUGCUUCCUGGUGCCUGUGGAGGCCAGAAGAGGGCCUUGGAUUCAUCUGGCACUGGAGUUACAAUCUGUUGUCACCUCGUGGGUGCAGGGAAUACAAGCCUGGUCCAGGGUGGAACAGCCAGAGUUUCUGACUGCUGGUGUCUCUCCACCCACAAAUUCCGAUUCUAAUGUAUUAGGGUCAGGUAUAAUGAAUUAGGUACUCCACCUAUGGUUACAAGAAAUCUGUAACAUGAUCUCUCAACCUCAGCACUAUUGUUAAUAUGUUUUUUAUAUUAAUUAAUUAAUUAAUUAAUUUUCAAGUCAGGGUCUCAUGUAGCCCAGGUCAACCUCAAACUCCAUAUGUAGGUGAGGAUGAUCUUGAACUCAUAGUCUUCCUAAUUUGGUUUUCUGAGAAAAGGCUUCUCUGUGUAGCACUUGCUGUCCUGGAACUCACUCUCUAGACCAGGCUGGUCUUGAACUCAGGGAUCCCCCUGCCUCUGCCUCCUGAGUGCUGGCAUUAAAGGCAUAUGCCAUCACUGCCCAACUCCUAUAGGUCAACCUUAUAUAAGACAUUUUCUCAAUUGAGAGUCCCUUUUCUCAAUGACUCUAGCUUGUGUCAAGCUGACACAAAACUAUCCAACACAGGUAGGUUUUGUUUUGAGACAAGGUUUCCCUGUAUAAUCCUAGUCUGACCUUACAUUUGUAAUUCUGCCUGAGCCUCUGGAGUGCUGGUAUGUCUACCAGGCCUAACUGUAAAGGACAUUAGACUAUAUGAACCAGGACCAAGGAGAGAUCAUAUAGGAUGAAGGCUUUUGUAGUGAUGCAGAUGAACUAGAAGAGUAAUUUGGAGCAAAGCAGGAGGAUAUGGUGAGUGGCUGGGUUCUGGGUGAUCUAUUGAUAGAGUGUCAAGUGUGUCUAAACUGUAGUCCAGGGCCAUAUGCAAACCAGCUAUGAAUGUGACUUAACAUAAUUAACUUGCUUAAAACAUUAUGGAUUUGUUUUUUUUUUUGAAACUUGAUUGCAUGGUUCUUGAGUAUGACCUUCUAUUGAUGCAGCAUCAGUCAUAAUGUCAAAGAGAUGGACCUGUGUGCAUGAUCUUCUUAUUUGUUUACUGUUUCUUUUGAGUGUAUCUGACCUAGACAUUUGCCUGGAGACCCAGCAGGCCUCUCUAUAAGAAAGAAGAAUUUGGUUCAAGAUUUGAUCCAGAUGGAACAGAUUAAACGGGCCAAUAAACUGUUUACCAAUGACUGUAUAUUUCUGAAGAAGACUCUGAGCAUCCCAAUUCUAUCAGAGAAGCCUUUGCUCUUUAAUGGACUUAACUCCAUUGAUUCUCCAGAAAAGGAAACUGUUGAUAGCAAUUUUUGUCAUGAAGAGGAGUCUGUGGUGGCUGGGGAAGAACUGCCCCCUCCCAGUCCUCAGGAUCCAGAUCCCGAGCCUGCACAGCCUGAGGAAGUGUCUGCCAGAGAUUUCCUUCAGAGACUUGAUUUGCAGAUUAAGCUAUCAACACAGGCAGCCAGAAAACUCAAAGAAGAGAGCAGGGAUGAAGAAAGCCCCUAUGCCGCUUCGCUCUAUCACAGUUAGUGACUGGCAGACAUCACUCUAACCAGAUCACAACAUGGCUGGACCCUAAAGAAUCCACCGGCUGGGGUUUCAGAGGCAAUGCCGCCUCUGGGCUCCCGUAGCGCGCACCUUCAAGCCACAGUUAAGUAGAGCAACCGCAGCUGCGCUGAAGUGAGCAAUCCCUCUGGCUUCCUGUAGUUAAGUCUUAUUAUGGCAUGAUAGCAAAACUGUAUUCUAAAGCCUAUCACUUUGGUAGAUGGUGGUAGUUUUAGACUGGCUUUUGUAGCUACAAAGAGCAUCAGAGACUAUUUAUAUAUUUAAGCCAAAAGCAAUGUUUAUUUCCUGAUGAGAUCCUAAAUGUAUGGAAAACCUGGUGGCUGUAAAGUGCUAAUGCAUUUGCUGUGUGUUUAUAACUCAAGUGCUAUAGUAUAUAUUUCAAUAUCACAUAUUCUGUACUACUGUAAAGAACCAAAUUUUGUCUGCUAUUUUGUAAAAGUAAAAUACAAAUGUCUGGGUGAGAAAAUAAACUAUGUUUUCACAUAGGA
Arvicola amphibius (Eurasian water vole) is the source of this 2395-nucleotide messenger RNA. It is a transcript of the gene Lysmd2, whose product is annotated as LysM domain containing 2. Lineage: Eukaryota; Metazoa; Chordata; Mammalia; Rodentia; Cricetidae. The record is from RefSeq and is a predicted model, not a curated record. The transcript has 3 exons. The coding region runs from base 1497 to 1871 and encodes 124 amino acids.